Physeter macrocephalus (sperm whale) is the source of this 837-nucleotide messenger RNA. It is a transcript of the gene AK1, whose product is annotated as adenylate kinase 1. Gene Ontology annotation, cellular component: cytoplasm. The record is from RefSeq and is a predicted model, not a curated record. The transcript has 7 exons. Bases 115 to 699 code for a protein of 194 amino acids. Gene Ontology annotation, biological process: nucleoside triphosphate biosynthetic process; ATP metabolic process. Lineage: Eukaryota; Metazoa; Chordata; Mammalia; Artiodactyla; Physeteridae. Gene Ontology annotation, molecular function: AMP kinase activity; nucleoside diphosphate kinase activity; ATP binding.
AAUAGUCGCCUUUGCGGGCGGGCGGCCGGCGAGGACGGGCAGGGCACGCACUGUCCGGUGCCCACCCGCACCCCUCCCUCAGAGUGCUGACUCGGCUCCCCAGACCCUGGCAGGAUGGAAGAGAAGCUGAAGAAAACCAAGAUCAUCUUUGUGGUGGGCGGGCCUGGCUCGGGGAAGGGCACCCAGUGUGAGAAGAUUGUCCAGAAGUACGGCUACACCCACCUCUCCACCGGGGACCUCCUGCGGGCUGAGGUCAGCUCAGGCUCAGCCAGGGGAAAGAUGCUGUCGGAAAUCAUGGAGAAGGGGCAGCUGGUGCCACUGGACACAGUGUUGGACAUGCUCCGAGACGCCAUGGUGGCCAAGGUAGAUACUUCCAAAGGCUUCCUGAUCGACGGCUACCCCCGGGAGGUGCAGCAGGGGGAAGAGUUUGAGCGGAGGAUCGGACAUCCCACGCUGCUGCUGUACGUGGACGCAGGCCCUGAGACCAUGACCAAGCGGCUCCUGAAGCGUGGCGAGACCAGCGGACGUGUGGACGACAAUGAAGAGACCAUCAAGAAGCGCCUAGAGACCUACUACAAGGCCACAGAGCCCGUAAUCGCCUUCUACGAGAAACGUGGCAUCAUCCGCAAGGUCAAUGCCGAAGGCUCCGUGGCCAGUGUCUUCUCCCAGGUCUGCACCCACCUGGACGCCCUCAAGUAGCAAAGCUGGAGCCCCUUCCCCAGCUCAGAGCCCGGCCCCACCCGCAUCCUGACUCAAGGCCUUCCCAGCCUGAGCUCAGCGCUUCCACUUUAUCCUGUUUUCAUGGACAGCCGAGCACUAAAGGAAUUUCCAAGGACA